ACCACUGUAGAUGAAGGUGUAGCGAGCACCUGCUUGUAUUGAGUUUGCAAAAUUGAAAACCAAAACACCUCUGAUUAAUGAGAUAAAUAGAUAGAGAUUAGGUAUAAUUUAAAGUGAACAUACACACAAACACACACACACACACACAAAGAGAGAGAGAGAGAGAGAGAGAGAGAGAGAGAGAGAUUUCUGCUUUAUGAUCAGAAUGACAACUGAUGUCUUUUAUAAUGUAGGGCAUGUUGAAAGUGAUGUGACAAUGGCAGAAAAUCUGGACAAUGUCAGUAACAGUAAUGUAGAGCAGGAGAAUGAAGUAGUUGAAGGAUUUAAGCAGUUUUCCGUAAUAGCCAGAGAACUGUCAACUUCUUUAAAUGACAUGGUAACCAAGUUAAACACUAUGCUACUGUACCCCCUGGAGGCCUUCCUCAAAGGGGAUCUAAAGGGGGUAAAGGGUGACAUGAAGAAACCUUUUGAUAAAGCUGCUAAAGAAUAUGAAACCAAAUU
Molecule: messenger RNA, 501 nt
Organism: Saccostrea cuccullata (small rock oyster)
Lineage: Eukaryota; Metazoa; Mollusca; Bivalvia; Ostreida; Ostreidae
Product: arf-GAP with SH3 domain, ANK repeat and PH domain-containing protein 2-like
Exons: 3
Biological process (GO): positive regulation of GTPase activity
Cellular component (GO): cytoplasm
Molecular function (GO): GTPase activator activity; protein binding
Source: RefSeq, a predicted model, not a curated record